Molecule: messenger RNA, 1799 nt
Organism: Heteronotia binoei (common prickly gecko)
Lineage: Eukaryota; Metazoa; Chordata; Lepidosauria; Squamata; Gekkonidae
Gene: TAT
Product: tyrosine aminotransferase
Exons: 12
Coding region: 144-1496 (450 amino acids)
Biological process (GO): biosynthetic process; aromatic amino acid catabolic process
Molecular function (GO): L-tyrosine:2-oxoglutarate transaminase activity; pyridoxal phosphate binding
Source: RefSeq, a predicted model, not a curated record
GGGCAUAAAAGGCACCUGCCCCAUCCAGGCAGCACCUGGGCUGCUUUGCUCUGCCUUUGGAGGACCUCCUCCUCGUUGACCCAACAGCUGCAGGAGCAAACAGGCCGGACUGGGGCCACGGCUGCUGGGCAGAUUCGUCAGAAAUGGACUCGUACCUGAUCCAGGUGAAGAAGGGGAAGGGCUCCCUCCAGGAUGUCCAUCUCAGCCUCCACGGAAAGAGCCCGUCUUCGGGCCCGGGGAAGGGCCGCAAGCCCCACUGGGCAGUUAGGGCUUCUGAUAUGUCCAAGAGGACCUUCAACCCCAUCCGUGCCAUUGUGGACAGCAUGAAAGUGACCCCAAACCCUCAGAAGCCCCUCAUCUCUCUCUCCAUUGGGGACCCCACCGUGUUUGGCAACCUCCCUUCAGACGAGGAAGUCACGCAGGCUAUGAAGGAUGCCCUGGAGACGGGGAACUACAAUGGCUAUGCUCCUUCUGUAGGGUACCAGUCUUGCCGGGAGGCGGUUGCAAAGUAUUACAGCUGUCCGGAAGCUCCUCUAGAAGCUCAGGACGUCAUUCUGACCAGCGGCUGCAGCCAGGCCAUUGAACUCGCCCUGGCAGUGCUGGCCAACCCCGGGCAGAACAUCUUAGUGCCGCGUCCUGGCUUCUCCCUCUACAAAACCCUGGCUCUGUCAUUGGGCAUCGAGGUGAAAUUCUACAACCUCUUGCCAGAGAAGUCCUGGGAAGCAGAUCUGAAGCAGAUGGAGUCCCUGGUGGAUGACAAGACGGCCUGCCUGAUUGUGAACAAUCCCUCCAACCCCUGUGGCUCCGUGUUCAGCAGAAGCCACCUCCAGAAGAUUGUGGCAGUGGCCUCAAGGCAGUGCGUGCCCAUCUUGGCUGACGAGAUCUAUGCGGAGAUGGUGUUUGCGGACUGCAAAUACGAAGCCCUGGCCAGAGUGAGCCCCAACGUGCCCGUCCUCUCGUGCGGAGGGCUGGCCAAGCGGUGGCUGGUGCCCGGCUGGAGGAUGGGCUGGAUCCUCCUUCAUGACCGCCGAGACAUCUUUGGGAAAGAGAUCCGAGAUGGGCUGCUCAGGCUGAGCCAAAGGAUCCUGGGGCCCUGUACUCUUGUCCAGGGGGCGCUAGGGGGCAUUCUCCGCCGGACAUCCCCCGAGUUCUAUCACAACACCCUCAGCUUCCUCAAGUCCAACGCUGACCUCUGCUACUCUGCCCUGUCUGCUGUGUGUGGCCUGAAGCCUGUCCAGCCCUCAGGGGCCAUGUAUCUCAUGGUGGGGAUUCAGAUGGAGCAUUUCCCAGAGUUUGAGAACGACGUGGAGUUCACAGAGUGCCUGAUUGCUGAGCAGUCUGUCUUCUGCCUGCCUGCUACGUGCUUUGAGUAUCCCGAUUUCUUCCGUGUGGUGCUCACUGUUCCUGCAGAUCUGAUGGCGGAAGCUUGCCGACGCAUCCAGCAGUUUUGUGAGCAGCAUUACCAGGGCGGGGAGGAGCUGGACUGUGACAAGUAGCCAAGGGCGACUCCUCCAGCUGCUACAAGGGGGCUGUGCCAGGCAGCUCCAGAGAGCCCUUCGGGAGGGGCUCCUCCGCUGGCACAGAGCUUGGGUGGAGCCUUCCCGCAGGCGGGCGGCUUGCCAAGAGGGAGGCUCUGCAGGGGUGAGAGGGCUAGCCUGCAAGCUGGAGCCAGGGCAGGGUUAGGGCCUUGCUCCAGCACACAGACAGCAGCACAAAGAGCAGCCCAUUUCUUCUGAGGCCGCUUUGGGUUCCUAAGUUAUUGUUCCUUUUGUAUGAAUAAAUGGCAGGCCUUGUGCUGA